GUUGCUUCAAGAGUGGUAUAAAACCUAGAAGUGGAGCAGCAGAGUCACAGUGAGAGGAUGGGAAACUAUCUCCUGAGAGAUCUCAGUUGCCUGGGAAAGAAUAAAAGGAGGAUCAGGAAGGAAAAUCUAGGUGUGAAAAGUAAACGGCAGGAAAUGACCACAUUUGAAGGAGAAACUCAAGACCAAGAUAAGAAAAGUAAAGAAUUUCCAUCUACUUCUACCCAGGACAAUGAGAACAGCAGUGGUUGUGAAGAAGUGUGCUACACCACCAUUAAUCACAAGGUCCUUCGAAGGCCCUCCCUGAAUUCCAAUGAUAAUGGAUAUGAGAAUAUUGACUCUGGUACAAGGACAGUGAGACCCUGUAGAGCAGAGUCAGAAACAGAAUAUGCCUUACUGAGGACUUCGGUUAUUUGCCCUUCUUCCUUGACCCCUGAACAUGACUAUGAAUUUGUGCUUCCAAAAUAAAAUCUUCAACAACAACAUCAUCCUCAAGAAAUGGAGAAGAGACACAACAGCAGGUUUUGUGAGAAGUCUUAAUCUUAGUAGUUCAAAAAACACACAUUCUGGCCAUAGUUUAGAAAUGAUACUAUUUUGCUGGCUUGGGCAACAUGAGGGAAAUCUUCAUGAUCGGAGUGAAGCCAUCUACACUGACCUAAUGACAGAGAGUAUUCUGCUUGUUUGUGCUUGUGUGGCUUGAGGGCAUAGAAAUAAUGACAAAUUUCCCAGAACAACCAUGAUAAACAGUUGUGCAUCCUACAAUAUUUUCCUUCUUCUUGCCAAAUUUCAAGUACCAAUAUAUCCACUUCCAAGGAUCACUUUUAUUUUGAGGUAUAAUCUAGUUAGUCAACUUUUAAAAUAUAAGACUAAUGAACAGAUAUUUUAUAAACCUGAUAUUUAUUUAAAUUUUGUCUUUUCUUUGUACUGGAUAAUUUUUCAUAUUAUUUUGUGAUAAUAGUUCAAGAAUUAGUGGCUAUUUUACACUGGACUUUGUGAGAAGUAGAACUGAAAAUGUCUUAGAAAAAAGAUGAAAUGUUUCAGACAGUUUUCUAUCAUUGUCUUUUCUGUUCAAUUGUAAGUUGGAGGAUUCUGUUUCAAGCUUAGUAAAAU
Perognathus longimembris pacificus (Pacific pocket mouse) is the source of this 1107-nucleotide messenger RNA. RefSeq names its product germinal center associated signaling and motility like (gene Gcsaml). The transcript is spliced from 5 exons. The record is from RefSeq and is a predicted model, not a curated record. Bases 58 to 465 code for a protein of 135 amino acids. Gene Ontology annotation, biological process: regulation of B cell receptor signaling pathway; regulation of lymphocyte migration. NCBI's taxonomy places the organism in Eukaryota, Metazoa, Chordata, Mammalia, Rodentia, Heteromyidae.